GAAGAGCUGGACCUGCGCAGGAAGACUGAAAUCCAUGAGAUCGAAGAGAGGAAGAAUGGGCAGAUCAACACACUGAUGAAGAACCACGAGAAGGCCUUCAGUGACAUCAAGAACUACUACAAUGAUGUGACUCUGAACAACUUGGCAUUGAUCAACACCCUCAAGGAGCAGAUGGAGGAAAUGAAGAAGAAAGAAGAACAUUUGGAGAAGGAGAUGGCGGAAGUGUUGCUCCAGAACAAAAGGCUGGUGGAGCCACUGCAGCGAGCCCGAGAGGAAGUGGCUGAGCUCCAGAGGAAGCUGGCGCACUACGAGAAGGACAAAAUCAUGCUGGUGAACAUCCGGGCCCGCCUAAAAGUGACUGAGAAGGAGCUGAAGGAUCUCCAGUGGGAGCAUGAGGUGCUUCAGCAGAGAUUCAGCAAG
Sceloporus undulatus (fence lizard) is the source of this 420-nucleotide messenger RNA. RefSeq names its product dynein regulatory complex subunit 4-like. Gene Ontology annotation, cellular component: microtubule; motile cilium; Golgi apparatus. Lineage: Eukaryota; Metazoa; Chordata; Lepidosauria; Squamata; Phrynosomatidae. The transcript is spliced from 3 exons. Gene Ontology annotation, molecular function: microtubule binding; small GTPase binding. The annotation marks the transcript as partial. Gene Ontology annotation, biological process: flagellated sperm motility. The record is from RefSeq and is a predicted model, not a curated record.